AACUCGGUUCCACGAAAUUUGUCCGCCUCAGGCGCACCCAGUGAAUUCUCGGAAUUGUUUUCGUGCCUAGCAACGUUGCCUAGCAACGUAACGUCGGAAAAAAACUCCUUGCCAUAGCGCGGAAUUUACCGCUUAUUCUGUUCGUCCAUCCAGUGAAAACCACACGCAGCAUUAUUAGCGAUGUUUCUAGUAGGAGUUCGGAACGAACCGCAAGGUCCGGCUUAUCUUCCACCUGGCCCUCGUACUGGAGGAGGCGGGACCGGUCAUCCGGACGAUUGGGCCGGUGAUCCAGCGAACUAUGAGUUUUCGUAUGAGGUCCAGGACGCGGUGGCAGGUCUAGACUUUGGGCAUCGUGAGAUGAGGAAGGACAUGGAGGCCACGGGAACCUAUCAUGUACUGCUGCCGGAUGGUAGGACCCAGAUCGUCGAUUAUAUCGCUGAUCAGAAUGGGUAUCGGCCGAUGAUACGAUACGAAGGAACCGCCACUUAUCCCGCUCCAGGACCGGCGCAAGAGGGCUACAAAUAUUAGAGUACUGACUCUUUUUUUGCAAUUAAGUACCGAUCUUUUUUAGCGCAUUAAAAAGGUCGAUUAAAUAUUAUAUAUUCUUGAACAGGGAUCGGCGGUUUUUUUAUAAACGUUUUUUAUAAAGAACCAAAGAAUAUCUUGGGCUUUGCGAAUCAAGAGGCGAAAUCAAAGAUUAUGUAGAUAUUUGUGUUAAGGAAAAAAACAAAUAUCCUUUUUUAUUAACGAGAUUCAAUAUAUGAUAAUAAUAACU
Acromyrmex echinatior (Panamanian leafcutter ant) is the source of this 775-nucleotide messenger RNA. Its product is annotated as Cuticular protein 56F. The record is from RefSeq and is a predicted model, not a curated record. Gene Ontology annotation, cellular component: extracellular matrix. NCBI's taxonomy places the organism in Eukaryota, Metazoa, Arthropoda, Insecta, Hymenoptera, Formicidae.